AUGCACGGAGAUAUAAUCAUGAGGGAGUUCCGCUCUGGCUCGAGCAGAGUAUUGAUCACCACUGACCUGCUGGCCAGAGGCAUUGAUGUACAGCAGGUUUCUCUAGUCAUCAACUAUGACCUUCCCACCAACAGGGAAAACUAUAUCCACAGAAUCGGUCGUGGUGGACGUUUUGGCCGUAAGGGUGUGGCUAUUAACAUGGUGACAGAAGAAGACAAGAGGACUCUUCGAGACAUCGAGACCUUCUACAACACCUCCAUUGAGGAGAUGCCCCUCAAUGUUGCUGACCUCAUCUGA
Molecule: messenger RNA, 297 nt
Organism: Pipistrellus nathusii (Nathusius's pipistrelle)
Lineage: Eukaryota; Metazoa; Chordata; Mammalia; Chiroptera; Vespertilionidae
Source: the annotation of a GenBank genome assembly